This is a messenger RNA of [Torrubiella] hemipterigena, 2855 nucleotides long. NCBI's taxonomy places the organism in Eukaryota, Fungi, Ascomycota, Sordariomycetes, Hypocreales, Clavicipitaceae. The record is from the annotation of a GenBank genome assembly.
CUCGCCAAUUGCAUCACCCCGCUUGUUGAACGUCUGCCAAACGCAGGCAAGCUUGCAGUGCAGCUCCUUGGUGUCGGCUCCAGCCAAAUUAUUAUUCAGCGACUACACAUUCUUAAUAUUACAAGAUUAAUUUGGCGGCAAUGGUGCAUUUACUCUUUAAUAUGCUUUUUACUGUCUAGUUUCGGUAUGCGACAAGCCACCAUCGUUAAUGAUGGCCUCUGGCGCUGUCUUUGCCCUCGUUUCGAGCCAAUAGCGACAACGAGAUUACGAUACGCGCCAGCUAGGCAAUUGAUUCCAUCAAAACCCUCGCAGAGAUCAUUUGCAGCUCAAGCAGCGCCAAAUCGAAACACCUCUCCUACAGACUCGGCUCAUACCCAGAAAAAUCGCAGUAGCUUCACCAAGUCCCGCGGUUCAAGAUCGACAACCGUCCCCGGCUCGACCGACUUCGCACAAUGGCAAAGAUUACUGCUCGGCGCACAAUUGCCUCACUCUCCUAUACUCAGUCAAGCUCCGGUGGAAUUCAUAGAACGUGCGAUCGACGAACUUCGCACAAGCAAUACUCAAUAUCCGGUGAGCUCUGAGCUAUCAAAAUCUACACGCAUGACGGAGCUCCUUACGCAUCUGCUGCACACUCGACGGGCCCCAUUGACUGCAGAAGUGUACGAUGCAAUGAUAGCAUGUACGGCAGAGACUUCUGGCCACUCCAACUUUGUCCGUCGGCUCCUCAAGGAAAUGCGCCUAGCCAAGAUACCCGUCCCCAAAGCCGUCUUGACGACUGCUCUGGAAGCGCUGUCAAACCACCCAAACCACAUUCUCUCAGCCGAAAUCGUGGAGAUGAUGCUAGAGUCCGAUAUGAUAGUUGACGGUCCCGUAAAUCAAACUCUAUUGCUUGGCUUGUUGCGAGACGGACAGCACGAGUUGGCUUUUAGUCGUUUAAUGCGGCUACGGGACAGCGGGGAGACGGUUGACGCUUGGGUCUACACCAUUUUUAUCAUCGAGUUUGGCUCUCAGGGCUACAUUGAUGAAGCAUUGGAGCUGCUUCAAUCGCGCCGUGCACUGGCUGAGGAUGAUGAUUAUCCCAACAUCGUUUACUACUUGCUAGACUCGAGCGCCAGCCGGUUCCACCAUGCUGGGACCUGCGGUACGUGGGAGCAGAUGAGGGUAGAUGCGCGCUGCUUAUUACCAGACGGGAUCUUGGAGAAUGUCAUGGGGACCGCGGCACGCUAUGGAAACACGGAACUGGCGACAGCUGUCCUGGACAUCAUAUCAAAGAGGCAGCGCACCCACGGAUUCCACUACGAAAUGGUUGCUGAAGCACAGUUAUAUUCGAAGGACGUAGUCGGUGCUAUGCGAGUUUACUCGGUCAUGCAGCAGACCGAUCUAGCUGUGACACAGUCAACAGUAUCACAAUUCCGGCAGCUGUUAUUGAAUGAGCCCGAGCUGUUGCAAGCUAGUGAGGCAGCUUUGGCAGAACUACGCCAGGAGAGAACGAUCCCGCCAGCUGUGCUAGUAGCCAUAAUUGAAGUCAAAGCUAAAAUGUCCUGCGGAGAGGAUGCUUUGGAAUUGUAUAACAGGAUGCUGGAGCUCACUGGGGCAGAGGCUGGGGCACCUCUGACACAAGACAUGCUCUGCCUGUGCACAACCCGUACGGAGCAAUCGAGACUUGCGCGCGUCUAUCAAGCACGAUUCGAGCGAGCAACACAAGACCCAGUGCGGCCCGCUGCUAAACUUAGCAAUGUGAUCUCCAAGUUGGCGGAUAUUGAAGAGCUCGAUCUCGCACUACGGCUGGCGGAGCCGAUGCUUGAGGACCCGGAGCAGCUGAAGCACCAUGGCAGCUGGGUCGAAGGCGUUGUUGAGACGGCGGUGUCGCGAGAAGAUUCGCGGGUAUGGCGAGUGGUGGAUGCAGUAUCAAAGAGCGGUAAUAGCACAUUGACGUUUACUGUGCAGAAGCUGCUGAAUCAGGGCCGUAUGACGAAGCGAGCAGACGAGUUGAAAGGGCGAUAGAGAGCCUGGCACCCUUUUGGACGUGCUGUAUUAGUACGUGUAUAAUAUGUAAAUUAGAGUGUAAUAAGAAUUCAAUAUUCCAGACCAGUGCAACUUCUUGUUUGGGUACCGUAUAGUGCUAUCACAUAUAGAAUGCGGGGUGCGUCUCUUGCAUUGGUAAGACGGAUGAGAAGAAUAUUCCACACGAUGGGGCCCAGCAACGCUGUAUAAGCCAAAAAAAACAAAAACAGAAAAAGUAGCCGCGAUGUGGAAACAGAAAUCAUCCAACUAGGUCUGUCGUCAUCCCGUUAAUCAUGGCACCAGCGCCAGUUUUCAUUGGUAAGGCUGCGUAGAUGGCCAGAUUUGCCAGGCGUACUUUGCGGAGUUUGGGUGGUUUGUCAUCGAUGGCGCUGCUGUGACGGCGCCAAAGUGGGAGGGACACAGGGGCACACUGUGAGAACGAAUAGAAGGUGAGUCCGUUUCCGUCUCCGGUGUGACUCAGCCGUAAUUUUCCUUUUUUUCGUUUUUCACUCUUCCUUUUCUUUGUUUCCAUGGCCUUAUUAAUUUUUCACAUGAUUUUGGGGGGCGAUGGGGACUAUCGUUCAGGCGUUGAGCAACAGAUUCCAACUUACACGCCGAAAGCCGUCGGAUAUAGGAUAUAGGCGUAGGAGAUAGGGUGUAAGAGGGAGGAACAAUCAUAGUGAGAGCUUAUGAGUAAGUUAUGAAUACGAUAUACGUCAGUAUUUUGUAUGUACUUGUCCGCAAAAAAAAAAUCAGGCUGGUAAUUUAUCUCCAUAACCACGCCUAUUGUUGUCUUUGUCCAUGGGUACCUGCUGCUUGUGAGGUGCAGCAAAAAAACGAAGCAUUACAGG